Messenger RNA from Acanthopagrus latus (yellowfin seabream), 3444 nucleotides. It is a transcript of the gene gprin3, whose product is annotated as GPRIN family member 3. The coding region runs from base 671 to 2866 and encodes 731 amino acids. Lineage: Eukaryota; Metazoa; Chordata; Actinopteri; Spariformes; Sparidae. Gene Ontology annotation, biological process: neuron projection development. The transcript is spliced from 2 exons. The record is from RefSeq and is a predicted model, not a curated record. Gene Ontology annotation, cellular component: plasma membrane.
UGUACAGGCGGCCUGCACGCAGACAAAUGAUAACGCUGCAUGGAGCUAAAAGUAAUCAAUUUGCAAGUGAUGCUCCUGUGGAUGCCUGCGGCUGAUACAGCACUGCCUCCCUCCACCCGCACCCGCCCCUCCUCCCCAUUCAUCCAUUCAUCUGGUUUACUCUGCAGCACCACGCUGCCUGGACCUGCUCAGUCUGGGAUAGCUGCACACACCAUGAGAGGUCCAUUUUGUGGGGGGAAAGCUGCACUUUUUCUUGGCAUGAGGGAACGCUUGGCGGAGACCUCAGAGGCAGCAGCAGCAGCAUCCCCAGCAGCAUCCAUCGGUCGGACGGCGGUGACUCAUUGCGCACGGUCGGUCAGUCAGUCAGUCAGUCAGGGCGCUUGAAUUUUUGCGCUCUGCCGUGGAGGAUCGAUACCUCUAAGACCCAAAUUGUGGUGGAAGGCGUGGCUUGGUGUCACCGACACAGGGUUGCUUUUUUUUUUGUUUUCCUUCCCCAUAUGCAUUUCUAGGGUUUAGCCUCAUCUCACUGACACCGACGCGCACACGGCACCCUAAAGACACGGGACGCAACGCGACUCUGCAGGAAAUCGCGUGGCGUGACUGGCAAAUCUGCGCCUGUUUUCCUCCUUGGAUUACGACAAUAUUUAAAGACUGAAACAGUGAAUCCGGCAUGGGAACUAACCCAAAAAGGACAGUGACUGUCCAGAUGGUGCCUCAGCUGGCUGUGGUGGACACGCUGGGCAAUAAGGAGCCAAAUGCCAACUGGGCUAAAGAGCCCAACCUCAAACUCUCUCAGGUUUGUCCAAACCCCACACUCCCAUCUCCUGACCACAAACAGGAUAUCUCACCUCUGACUGCUUCUCCCACUAACACCAUCCAGCAUACCCAAAAAACAGCCUCCAAGGGGGGUGAAGCAUUGAGCAGCGAUGUGUCAGACAAGCCAGUUCCGACUAAUGGAAAUAAAUCAGAGCGUGGGAUGGGCGGAGACAAACCGGUGCCAGCGCUGCCCUCCACAGGCCAAGGUGUGGGUGAGGCAGGAUGCGACCAGAGGGAUUCUAACGCUAAUGUGAAAAUGUUAAGCCUGGCAGAUGAAAAGGCAAUCUGUAAGGCUGCUGUGUUGCCUGCUCUUUCAGCAACAAAGGUCGACACGCAGACCAACGACUGCAGAAUAAAAGGGCCAAGUGCUGCAGAGGAGGGGAGUGCACAGCUGACAUCUUCACCCAAAGCCACAGCAGGAGAGGACAGUAAUAAACAUGCUUCUCCAAAUCAUAGAAAUCUUAACACCGCCUGUGAAUUGAGGCAUACGGCAUCCAAGCCACAAAACGAUAAAAAUGGGAGCGCUUCAGCUCCCGAGAACAAGAACACUGCUGCGCCACAGAAAGCUCCUGAGCCCGAUCAUAUACGUCGCUGCUCACAAAGCUCUGUCGGUCUGCAAGAGACGCCCGAACCUAAACAAAGCGUGGAAGCUACCGCAGCUCCGCUUAGCUCCAGUACACCUGCGUCUAACGGUAAAGAUGCGGACGCCAGGUUUACAAACAAGAAUUCAAGUUCAGCACAUCCGGAGAAGGAUUUGCCACCAGUAAAGCAACCACAAGUCUCCUCAGAUAAACAUCAGCCGGUGUCCUCGCAGACAGACUCCUCCGCUCUGCCCACGGCUUCGCCAAAGAUGGCGGCACAAGGGCAGGUGGCUGAGGGAGUCAGGCAGACUGACACAGCUGCCUUUGAAGGGCAGCAGCUCUGCAAGCUGUACCGAGAGGCUGCGACGAUGACCGUAACCCCGUCAUGCACCCCGGUCAAGCAGCGUCAGGACAUGGAGGUUCAGGCGGUGGCUAACACGUGCAGCAAGGCCGUGGCCACGAGUCCGAGCCUGCUGCCCUUCGCCAUGACCCGCAGGCCGAGCGGUGGUGGUGCAGUCCCCAGAGAGGAGGUGCAGAGCCUGGCUGUAGUCUACCAGGUCGACAGGAGCGUUGGGCUGCAUCAGAUGAACAUAAGUACUCUGCCCGCCUCCUCUGAUCCGAGGUCAGAGAGACUCACUGUUGAGGCGGAGAUGUGCCCAAACCAGACUGCCGGUGUUGUUUUCCACUCAGAUGCUCUGCCUCAGCAGCAAGAUAAAGGGUUAGAAGCGAAGCCUAAAGACCCCAGCUUGUCUCUCUGCAACACCCAGCCAGUUUAUCAAAUCAACAUCGAGCACAGCAAGGAGAAAGGAGAGACAGGUAACUCCCAGUCUAAAGAGGAAGUUCAGACAUCCGCAGUGAAAGCAGCCGCUGCUGAAGCUCCCUCUCUCAAAUCAGGAACACCCCCAGAGACAGCCGUUGCUACCAAGCCCGGAUCUGCUGACAGUAACAAGGCUGCGCUGUCUCAGGCUGCUGUUACAACCAAACCCAGCCAGGCCCUGCCAACAACAACAGCAACAAGCACUACAUCAAAGUCAGGUCCAACUAAAAAUAAAGCCGGGAGCCCUAAAGAGAAGGCUAAAGCUGGGGGGAAAACGAAGGGGGCAAAGUCCGGCAAGCAGAAAAUAGAGCCAGAGAGAAAAGAGGAAGAGGAUGACCAGAAGGAGAAAGGAAAGAGCGUCCAUGACGUCGUCUGGGAUGAGCAAGGGAUGACGUGGGAGGUCUACGGCGCCUCUGUGGACCCGGAGUCCCUCGGUUUCGCCAUCCAGAGCCACUUGCAGUGCAAAAUCAAGGAGCAAGAGCGGAAACUAAUUGUCCGGACCUCCCUCCGGAAGUCAGUCUCCGCCGCCGAGUCGCCACAACAUGGCAGGAAGAACAAAAGGAGGCAGCAGAACAUUUUCAGGUCAAUGCUGCAAAAUGUCAGACGGCCCAACUGCUGUGUGCGUCCCCCUCCCUCCUCCGUCCUCGAGUAGCACAGCACGGCGGUAGCCAAUGUCGGACUCCUCCCUUUUUUCCUAGAGGUCAAACUGUCCUCCCGUCGUCACCAGUGCAAUGCCAAGUGAAACAUUUAUUGGGGGGGGGCGUCGAUCCCUGUAAGUAUACCAGAGUGUUGUAGCAUAAAGAGUCAAACUAUUUGUGAUGUAUGUGAUCAAAGAAGGUAGUAAAAUAUAAAAUAUGAAAUGUAAAAUGAACAACUCAAGACUUAUUUUCUAGAAAUAGCUAUUACAAAAAAGAGAGAGAAAAACAUUUUUGAAUAACAAGGCAAUAAAGGCAAUAAUAGUGAAACGCAUGUAUAUUAGUCACAAGAUGUAAUGUAUGACCUAAGAUGAAGUCCGAACCUUCUCAGUAAACGGCACUGAUCGCGAGGUCGACAUGUUACUUACUGUCAGAAUAUUUGUGCAAAUAUAUUACAACCAACAUCUCAUUACAUUUGGUGCAUUUGUUAUACGUUUCUGAGGUGUUUUGGGGCCCUAUAUUUAUAAGACUGCUGUAUUUUCCUUUUCGUGCAAUUUUUUUUUUUUUUUAAAGUGAGUGAUUACGUUGUGCCAAA